CCAUAACAUGCCACCACAAAGCAGAGGCGCGUCGCCUGAGCCGGGGCGACGUCCGUUCUCGAAGUCGGAAUCCCUUCCACCUACACUCCGUCCCUAUCUCGAGAAUCUCCCGUCUCCGACCACACUGAUCCCCGACCAGCGCACCCCAACUGGUCCUCGCAUGAUCAUCCCAGACCGCGACGGUGCUACACCGACACCGACGCCUCGAACGAUCAGAACACGCGCCGCGACGGCUUUUGAACUUGGUAGCGAAGACAGAGACGGAACGGAAGACGAGGACUUCCCCGAUGCGCCAGAAGAAGACGACGAAGUCGCUGGGGUGACGCUAGACGACGAUGAUUUCGAGUCGCACUACUCGAGGCAAGAGUCGCCCAAUUCGUCAGAAGAUGAGGAUAUACCUCCCGAAGAAGCAGAGACAGAAUAUCAAGCCGACGAGCAUGAUGAAGAUGGCUCGGUCUCGGCAAGAAGAGGGGGACAAUUCCCCUCGUCGUCGCAAAGACCAGAUGCGCUCUCGCGAGUCCGAUCACUGCCAGCACGGCCACCUCUACAGACAAAUGUCCUCAACGGACACCAAGCUGGCGGGCUUCAUACUUCCCAGUCGACCACGUCGCUUCCGCCGCCCCUGCCUCCGCCUCCACCACUCUACCCACCGUUUUACAACCGGCCACCGACGCCGCUCCCGCCGUCACCAAGUCUAACAUCCCUCCUCCGCCCGCCUUCUCUGCUCAACCGCUCCGCGACAUCGACCCGACCAACCACACCCGAAGACUCGGACGUUGAAACGCCCAACGACACCGAAGCAGCCGUCGCGCAUUCCGCACGCCGUGCACAUCCAUUGCCGCCCACGUCGCCAAAGGUGCCCACGUACGAAUACUACGGCUUCGUUCUAUACUUGGCCUCGACCAUCACAUUCCUGAUGUACAUCCUGUGGUCGUAUCUGCCUUCUCCGUUUCUGCACGCCCUUGGCAUAACAUACUACCCGAACCGAUGGUGGUCUCUAGCCAUACCUGCCUGGAUCGUCAUGCUAUUGAUAUUCAUCUACGUCGCGCUUCUCAGCUACAACCUCGAAUAUUUGACCCUCCCCAUGGCCAGUCUAGAAUGCAUGGUCGACGAGGCCGCCAACGUGGCCAUCCUCGACGAGCACGGCCGGAUCAGGAAAGGUGGGAGCAAGCGCUUUGUCAGGGAGAUGGAAGAACGGGCCAGGAUGGAGGAGCAACUCAGAGCCAAAGUUGCUGCAAAAGGGGGUAGAAAAGCAUCCAAGAGUGGGAACAGUGCCAAGGAGAAAGGAAAGCAACGACGACGUCCCUCGUAUCGUGUUUCGGAUGCCGCUCAUGCCGCUCCUCCUUCCGCUUCAUCUCCCGAAGUCCCAGCAACGGCAAGGCACAAUCAAAUGUCCAAUGGCACUGCUCGUUCGUCAUCGUAUCACGACCAAAGGGCGUAUCAGUAUGCUUCGACAAUUCCGUACCUCGCCAAUGGGUCGGUCGGCCACACCCAGCACGAUGGAUCCGGCGAGGACGGCACGUAUCCAAACUGGAAAAUGAUCUGGAAUGAGGGUACCGAUGCGGUCAUGGAUGUUCCUAUUGGCGGCGUUUGUGAAGUCCUGUAUGGCUGAGGACUACUCCGUGGGUUAGUCGUUCUUGCGUUUGCCAGGAGGACCAAGAUGGCGGAGUUAGAGCUCGGCCUCAGUAUAUUUGUCUAUCUAUUCCACCAGAGCUUUGAUGGACCUCUCGAACAGGACAAUCCAUACGAAGUACUUGCGUAACCAUUAUAACGUGGCGCACUCGGAUCUGGGCAUUGACCUUGGCCCUGGCCUGCACCGGUCUGUGGUUGCAUCCCCGGAUCCCCUGCUCCAGCUGCAGGUGGUUGUUGGGGGGUUCUUCGAUGAGAAUCUUAUAGUACCGAUAGAAUUGCCACUCGGCCUUUUUGUUCGGGAUUCAUGUCGGAAGGGGGAGCCUGCCGCCAUCAUUCUGUCCGCGUGGUCGCUUCAGGGUUGAAGGAGGAUGUCGUCGUUGAAGACUACGAAUAGUUACUGGCAAUAUUAGUAAUUGACUACAGCAUCUUGCAGAUUCGACCCGAGAUAGAAACAACUGAGUACUAGUAUAUCG
Exophiala xenobiotica is the source of this 2105-nucleotide messenger RNA. RefSeq lists its product as uncharacterized. NCBI's taxonomy places the organism in Eukaryota, Fungi, Ascomycota, Eurotiomycetes, Chaetothyriales, Herpotrichiellaceae. The transcript has a single exon. The record is from RefSeq and is a predicted model, not a curated record. The coding region runs from base 8 to 1612 and encodes 534 amino acids.